Molecule: messenger RNA, 1838 nt
Organism: Brassica oleracea var. oleracea
Lineage: Eukaryota; Viridiplantae; Streptophyta; Magnoliopsida; Brassicales; Brassicaceae
Product: cytochrome P450 93A3-like
Exons: 2
Coding region: 108-1667 (519 amino acids)
Molecular function (GO): oxidoreductase activity, acting on paired donors, with incorporation or reduction of molecular oxygen; iron ion binding; monooxygenase activity
Source: RefSeq, a predicted model, not a curated record
UUAUGUAUAGAAAAGAAAGAUUGAACUAACAAAAGACCCAACCCUGCUUGAGUCAUUAUAAAUACAUUAAAACAGCCAUUCUGUUUGGUGCAUCAACUCGACUGAAAAUGACAAGCCUUUCCAGUCUCUUCAAGAUUCUAAGUUGCAGGGACCAUGUGGAGUACUAUGUUCUAGUCGUGAUCGUUAUAUCCUCUGCUUUAUGGUAUUUUUGGCUUUACGCCAAAUCCAAACCUCAGUCUUCUCCCUUGCCUCCGGGACCUUGGGGUCUUCCGAUAGUUGGAAACCUCCCGUUUCUCAAACCAGAGCUUCAUACCUACUUCCAAGAGCUGGCUAAAAAGCACGGUCCCGUUUUCAAACUCUGGUUCGGCUCCAAGCUGGCGAUCGUGGUCACCUCCUCUGAGGUGGCCCGUGAGAUUCUCAGGACCAACGACGUCAUCUUCGCGAACCACGAUGUCCCCGCGGUGGCUCUAGCUAGCUCGUACGGUGGUAUUGAUAUCCCCUGGUCACCAUAUGGACCGAGGCUACGGAUGCUGAGGAAACUAUGUAUUAAUAGGAUACUGAGCAACGCGAGGAUGGAAAAAUCUGUUGACCUACGCCGCGGAGAGACCCGGAGAACGGUUAGGUACUUGGCGGAUCUUGCUCGGGCCGGGUCACCGGUUAACUUGGGAGAACAAAUAUUCUUGAUGAUACUAAAUGUCGUGACGCAGAUGUUGUGGGGCGCUACGGUUCAGAACGAGGAUAGGGAGCUUGUUGGAGCCGAGUUCUCGGGAUUAGUUCAAGAGAUGAACGACCUCCUGCUGGUGCCCAAUUUAUCUGACUUCUUCCCGGUGUUGAGCCGAUUUGAUCUUCAGGGUUUGACUAAGCGUAUGCAAGGACUGGCUGAGAGGAUGGACCGGCUGUUUGACCGGGUCAUUAAUCAACGGCUGGGGAUGGAUAAGGGAAGUGAAGGGAAGGGUGAGGAUUUUUUGGAGGUCUUACUAAAAAUAAAGGACGAAGAUGAUGAGAAGACGAAUCUCAACAUGAACGAUGUGAAGGCGUUGCUUAUGGACAUGGUGCUCGGUGGUACGGAUACAUCAGUACAUGUCAUAGAGUUUGCGAUGGCUGAGAUAUUAAACAACCCAGAGAUCAUGAAGAAAGCUCAACAAGAACUUGACGAAGUUGUGGGCAAAGACAAAAUAGUUGAAGAAUCUCACAUCCCUAAACUUCCAUACAUUCUUGCUAUUAUGAAAGAAACUCUGAGGCUUCACACGGUUGCUCCACUCCUUAAUCCUCACCGCCCAUCUCAAACCACCGUGGUGAGCGGCUUCACUAUCCCUAAAGAUUCAAAGAUCUUCAUUAACGUGUGGGCGAUCCAUAGGAAUCCAGGUGUAUGGGAGAACCCACUUGAGUUCGAUCCCAGCCGGUUUCUUGACCAAUCUUAUGACUUCAACGGAAAUGAUUUCAACUAUAUUCCGUUUGGAUCUGGUCGUAGAAUAUGUGUGGGAAUGGCAAUGGGCGAGAGAGUUGUUCUCUAUAAUAUCGCUACGUUGUUGCAUUCUUUUGACUGGAAACUUCCUCAAGGUGAGAGAGUAAAGGUCGAGGAGAAGUCUGGGAUCACCUUGAAGCUGAAGAAUCCACUUGUUACGACCCCCGCGCUAAGGUUGGCUGAUCCAAAUCUUUAUCUCUAGGGUCUUACUCUUACACAAGCGAAGAAAUGAGUAUAUGUGUUGUGUGAACUAAUAAAGCCGAACAUGUUAUAGGGCUUUCGCAUGUUGACAAAGUUUGUUGUAGUGUCCUGUUUUUUUUUUUAUCUUUUUAGUUUCCUUCGCUGGUAUAUGUGUUGUGUGAACUAAUAAUAA